Messenger RNA from Galdieria sulphuraria, 1733 nucleotides. RefSeq names its product ammonium transporter, Amt family. Gene Ontology annotation, biological process: ammonium transmembrane transport; ammonium homeostasis. The transcript has 4 exons. The record is from RefSeq and is a predicted model, not a curated record. Lineage: Eukaryota; Rhodophyta; Bangiophyceae; Galdieriales; Galdieriaceae. The coding region runs from base 23 to 1531 and encodes 502 amino acids. Gene Ontology annotation, cellular component: membrane. Gene Ontology annotation, molecular function: ammonium channel activity.
GGAACUCGUAAAUACUUUUUUUAUGUCUAAAGCAGGAGGGGAUACUUGUUUUAUUCUUCUGGCUGGAUUUCUUGUCUUUUUCAUGCACGCAGGUUUUGCCAUGUUAACAGCAGGUUCUGUAAGAGUUAAAAACGUCAAGAACGCUUUGUUCUUGCUUUUAAUAGAUUGGUCAGUCGGUUCCAUAGCGUAUUACUUGUUUGGUUACGCCUUUGCUUUUGGUGGCGAGGAGCAAGAUGCCGCUAGGGGUUUCAUUGGGCAACAUUUUUUUGCCCUAUCUGGUAUUCCAUCUUUAAGGAAAGAUUUGGAAGCAAUACCCGAUGAAGCUUCACCUUAUCUUCAAGGAAGUUAUACUUACUGGCUGUUUGAAUGGAGUUUUGCUAUCACUGCUGCAGCUAUUGUGAGUGGUUCCGUUGUGGAACGCGUUUCAGUAGAAGCUUACUGUAUAUUUUCUUUUUUCAUGACCUGUUGGAUAUAUCCAAUUUUCGAACACUGGGCUUGGAGUAGAACAGGUUGGCUUGGAGCCCUCAAACAAGAUGGACCGCUAUUUCUUGGAAGUGGCUAUAUUGACUUUGCAGGUUCAGGAGUGGUUCAUAUGGUUGGUGGUAUCGCCGCUCUUUGGGGUACUAUUUUUGUAGGUCCUAGAAUAGGUCGUUUCGAUAUGGAAGGAAAACCGGUUCCUAUGCCUGGUCAUAGUGCAAGUUUGGCAACAACUGGAACUUUUGUCCUGAUGUUCGGCUGGUAUGGUUUUAAUGCAGGUUCUAUGUUGGGAAUCUCUUCUUCAGACUCGUACAUAACGGCAAGCAGAGCCGCAGUAAAUACCACACUCGCACCUGCAGCUUCUAUGUUAACUGCAAUGGCGUAUACUCGCCUCCGUUCGGAUUGUUAUGAUUUGGGAGCAUCUUUGAAUGCUAUUCUUUCAGGAUUGGUUGCAAUAACAGCCCCUUGUGCAGUGAUUGAGCCUUGGGCAGCUUUAAUUGUCGGCAUGGUUGCUUGUUUGAUAUAUUUACACGGUUCUAAAUUGAUUGUGAGGUUGGGUUUAGAUGACCCUUUAGAUGCCGUAUCGGUUCAUUGUUUUUGUGGCACUUGGGGUGUUUUUUCGACUGGUUUAUUUGCUGCUGAAGACCCAAGAAUACAAGCUUAUGGCACCGUAAGUAAAGAUUAUGGUGCAUUUAUGGGAAGUGGAGGAAAUUUAUUGGCUUGUCAAAUCAUUGGCAUUUUACUUAUUUGGGGUUGGGUAUCUUUGAACAGUGUUAUAUUAUGGUUUUCAUUGAAAUUUCUUGGUAUCCUUCGAGUUCCACCAGAGGAAGAACUUGCAGGAAUGGAUACAUCAAAACAUGGUGGACCUGCUUAUCACUCUGAAAAUAUCGACAAUACUAAUGAUGAGGAUUUGCAGGAACUGAGAGGAGCAGAAUCAUUAGAGUUUUCGAGAAAGGACAAUCUUGGUAUGGACAAUGGAAUGUCUAACAACCGCGAGAACAAUAGUCAUGAUUCGAAUGGCAAUAGCCAUGUUUCGUUGACACAAACUCAUUAGAAACUACUUCUUUAGAAAUAGAGCAGUUAACUUUUAAAGUCAUGGCAUAAAGCUACUCGAACAUGUCUUGAAAAGAGUUAUCCAUUAUAAGAGUAGUUGUCGCGACUCAUUUAGCCCAGUUUCUAGAGAAUAGUAGACAAAAUUUUGAAGGAAUUGCAGGAAGACUUCUGUAUCUAUCCACUAUAAAAAAGUUUUCAUUCAU